Molecule: messenger RNA, 1920 nt
Organism: Lingula anatina
Lineage: Eukaryota; Metazoa; Brachiopoda; Lingulata; Lingulida; Lingulidae
Product: immunomodulatory peroxidase-like
Biological process (GO): response to oxidative stress
Molecular function (GO): peroxidase activity; heme binding
Source: RefSeq, a predicted model, not a curated record
AGCCAUUCUGUUUAGGUAAAAGAAUACAAUGGAAUACAAUGUUACGUACUACGGUGGUACAUGUAGACAUGUCGCCCAGUAGAAUCAGCACGCAUUUGUAAUAUGCAAAAUAUUCUUAAUUUUAGAAUAUCAAAACAUGGUGCAAAACUCUCCAUGGAACGGAUUCUGACCGCAUUUUCCAUAGUUUUCCCCUUUAUCUGCAAUGUAAAUUUGACCUCACUUGAAAUUCAAAAGAUGGAACAGAACUGCGUUUUCAUGACAUUUUCCAUGUUGCUGGUCUUAUCAAAAAUUAAUUGUUGUGAUCUUGAAUUUUGAUGAUGUAGGCCUACGACAUGGCGCAUAUAAAUCAAACAAUGUGGUUAUCGGUGACAUAAUUUGCUCAAUUUUGAAACGAAACGCCCCCUUUUUUCCGUUUAUGUGACAUGGUUGAUAUUAACAGUUUAAAAGCACAUCAGCAUGUCAAAAUUCAGAUUUCAGUGAAGUAAUGAAGGUGAUCCGAGGUUAAUAUAUUAAAAAGAUGGAAAAUUUUGCGGCGAACUCCGUGAUAAAUGUAAACGAAAAACACCUUAAAACGUGUCUGUUAACGACAAAGACCUUAAAACGUGUCCUCCAGCGCGACCUAAGCUUAAGGUAAUUUCUUUUCUCACACUAAUGUUGCAUCACAAGCGACUGUGUGAGCCAUUUGAGCUGCGAUCUUCACACGAGGAGAUUACUUGUGCCAGGGACUGCGGUACGAUGGGAUUCUGGCAGGCGGCGUCGUGGUGUGUACUGCUGGUGAUAAUUCAGGAUUUAACCAUAGUUGCAGGAAGAAAUUACGAAGUGACUUACAAGCUGGAACGAACCUUUGAUGUGUCAGCCGAAUAUGCCAUCGUUAGAAAUGCCCUUCAGGACCAAAUCGACGCAGAACUUCUCUUUUCCACCAAUUACUCAGAUUCCACAAACUCCCUCGUGUACGGGUUUCGAGUCAUUUCUAGGAAGCUCAAAGGCGGAGACAUAAAGACGAAAUACAUGGACUUCAAUGGACAACUCCAAACAGAGUUUUACAGGAGACUUCUACGAAUAUAUGGCGUUCAUCCACCGCAAUUAAUUAAACUGAGUCCAGCGGUUAUAAGAGAGCGAAUACCAUCUUCCUUCGAAAACAAACUUGCUCUUUGCCCUGAAGACGCAAUUCAGUGCGAUGCCUCGGAACGCUUUAGGUCAAUUGACGGAUCCUGCAACAAUCUGCGCAAUUCACUCUGGGGGAAAUCGUUCACACCACUUCUCCGUCUGUUGCCAGCCCAAUACCAAGAUGGGAUCAGUUCUUUGAAGGGAUCAAAAAACGGAGGUUCACUACCAAACCCACGUCUUGUCAGCAGAAAUCUUCAUGAGGACAUUCCCAAUCCAAUGAACUAUAUUACAGUAGCCGCCACUUUCUUCGGACAAUUUCUGGACCACGACUUAAGCAAAGCUCCAGUGACUAAAAUCCUCAAAAGGGACAAAUCUGGCAAAAAAGAUGUCAUUGACGUGCGAUGCGGCCAUGACAACUGCACGUUUGGCCCCGGUCCCUUGAGUUCGUGCCACCCUGUACCUAUACCGCACGGCGACGUGCACAGUAUCGAUAAAGAAUGCUUUGAGUUCGUCCGCAGUUCUUCAGCUCCUCGUCAGGGAUGCGUAUUCGGUCCUCGUGAGCAAAAAAAUGCCAUCACAGCAUACCUUGACCUCUCCCAGGCGUAUGGUAGCACCAAAGAGGAGGCGGAAAAACUAAGGGCUAAGGACAGGAGUACUGGGAAAUUGGAAAUGAGGCCCCAUCCGUUUGUGCCGUCCCUUAAACCGCUCCUGCCGGUCAGGAAUGACGAGACGUGCCGAGAAGAAGCAGGAAGUGUUAGAUGCUUCCUGGCAGACUUUUUUGUGGUUACUCGUGAAUUUUCAAUACAGGUGUAA